Psammomys obesus (fat sand rat) is the source of this 4101-nucleotide messenger RNA. Its product is annotated as AP-3 complex subunit delta-1-like. The transcript is spliced from 20 exons. Gene Ontology annotation, cellular component: presynaptic endosome; AP-3 adaptor complex; terminal bouton. NCBI's taxonomy places the organism in Eukaryota, Metazoa, Chordata, Mammalia, Rodentia, Muridae. Bases 211 to 3159 code for a protein of 982 amino acids. Gene Ontology annotation, biological process: synaptic vesicle membrane organization; neurotransmitter receptor transport, postsynaptic endosome to lysosome; synaptic vesicle budding from endosome. The record is from RefSeq and is a predicted model, not a curated record.
UUGAACUCAGAGAGAUCCACUUGCCUUUGCCUCCCAGGUGCUAGGAUUAAAGGUGUGCACCACUAAGCACAGCAGGCUUUGUUUGUUUGUUUGCUUGUUUGUUUUUUUUUUAAUAUACAUGUUUUUACGUUCUUUGCAAUUUUUCCAUUCAUAAUUAAUGUAUGUGUGUGGGUCUGUGCUCGGGAAUGCCAGCACCCAAGGGGGUGGGAGAUGUCUGCUGCUCUGGAGCUGGAGUUACAGUCAGAGCCACUGCAGAGUCUGCUGUGGGGCUCCUCGCUGCCUGCUCCUGACACCUGUUCCUCCAGUUUCCAGAAGGCCAUUCCUGUAGACCAUGCUGUGUACACAGCCUCCACCUUGGCUUUCCUGGAGGGGCCCCACAGAAGUGGCCAUCAGCUGCAACCAGCACCAGCUGGGGCCACAGUGGCUGGAGGCGGUGACACACUCCCGUUGCUCCCAUGGACUGUGGUGUUCAUUCACUCUCCCCAAGCUAAUGGCCACUUGGUCUUCACAGUAAAGUACCUGGGGCUGCUGGCCAUGUCUAAAAUCCUGAAGACACACCCCAAGUCUGUGCAGUCUCACAAGGACCUGAUCCUUCAGUGCCUGGACGACAAGGACGAGUCCAUCCGCCUGCGUGCCCUCGAUUUGCUCUACGGAAUGGUGUCCAAAAAGAACCUGAUGGAGAUUGUGAAGAAGCUGAUGACCCAUGUGGACAAGGCCGAGGGCACUACCUAUCGAGAUGAGCUGCUCACCAAGAUCAUUGACAUCUGCAGCCAAUCCAACUACCAGCACAUCACCAACUUCGAGUGGUACAUCAGCAUCCUCGUGGAGCUGACAAGGCUGGAGGGCACCCGCCAUGGCCACCUCAUUGCUGCCCAGAUGCUGGAUGUGGCCAUCCGGGUCAAGGCCAUUCGAAAAUUUGCUGUGUCCCAGAUGUCUGCACUGCUUGACAGUGCCCACCUGGUGACCAGCAGCACCCAGCGCAAUGGCAUCUGUGAGGUGCUCUAUGCUGCUGCCUGGAUCUGCGGGGAGUUCUCAGAGCACCUACAGGGCCCCCAGCAAACCCUGGAGGCCAUGCUGCGGCCCAAGGUCACCACACUGCCCGGCCACAUCCAGGCUGUGUAUGUGCAGAACGUGGUAAAGCUGUACGCGUCCAUCCUGCAGCAGAAGGAGCAGGCUGACGACGCUGAGGCUGCACAGGAGGUCACCCAGCUACUGGUGGAGCGGCUGCCGCAGUUUGUGCAGAGUGCCGACCUGGAGGUGCAGGAGCGGGCAUCUUGCAUCCUGCAGCUGGUAAAGCAUGUGCAGAAGCUGCAGGCAAAAGGCGUGCCGGUGGCCGAGGAAGUGAGCGCCUUGUUUGCAGGAGAACUGAACCCUGUGGCUCCCAAGGCCCAGAAGAAGGUCCCAGUUCCUGAAGGCCUAGACCUAGAUGCCUGGAUCAAUGAGCCACCUUCAGACAGUGAGUCUGAGGAAGAGAAACCCAAGGCCAUCUUUCAUGAAGAGGAGCCGAGGCAUGCUCGGCGCCGUCAGCCUGAGGAGGAUGAGGAGGAACUGGCCCGGCGGCGAGAGGCCCGGAAGCAGGAACAAGCCAACAAUCCCUUCUACAUCAAGAGCUCCACGUCCCCACAGAAGCGAUACCAGGAUGCACCAGGCGUGGAGCACAUUCCUGUGGUGCAGAUCGAUCUCUCAGUGCCUCUGAAGGUUCCAGGCAUGCCCAUGUCAGACCAGUAUGUGAAGCUGGAAGAGCAGCGGCGGCACCGGCAGCGGCUAGAGAAGGACAAGAAAAGGAAGAAGAAGGAGAAGGGCAAGCGCCGCCACAGCUCCUUGCCUACAGAGAGCGAUGAGGACAUUGCCCCUGCUCAGCGCGUGGACAUCAUCACUGAGGAGAUGCCCGAGAAUGCCCUGCCUAGUGACGAGGACGACAAAGACCCCAACGACCCCUACAGGGCACUGGACAUCGACCUGGAUAAGCCCUUGGCUGACAGUGAGAAGCUGCCCGUUCAAAAACAUAGAAAUGCAGAGACGGUGAAGUCCCUAGAAAAGGAGGGCGUCCCUGGGGGAGAGAAGAAGAGCAAGAAGCCCAAGAAGAAGGAGAAGAAGCCCAAAGAGAGAGAGAGAGAGAAGAAGAAGGACAAGAAGGGCGAGGACUUAGACUUCUGGCUGUCCACCACCCCACCACCUGCCUCUGUCCCCGUUCCUGCCCCAUCCACGGAAGAACUUGCUGUGAGCACUGUUGCCCCCACAAAGGAUGCGUGUGAGGUACUCAGAAGGGAUGAGCCAGAGGACGUGGAGGAGCACGUGGAUCAAGACGAGGAAAGGAAAUCGUCCCGGCACAAGAAGAAGAAACACAGGAAGGAGAAAGAGGAGAAGCCACGAGACAAGAAGAAAUCCAAGAGGAAGCAGGCCGAGCCACUGGAGAACGGUGCAGCAGAAGAAGAGGAGCCCAUCCCGCCCAUGUCCAGCUACUGCCUUCUGGCGGAGAAUCCCUACAUUAAAGUGACAUAUGACAUCCAAGCCAGCCUACAGAAGGACAGCCAAGUGACUGUGUCUGUCAUCCUGGAGAACCAGAGCAACAGCUUCCUGAAGAACAUGGAGCUCAACGUCCUGGACUCACUCAACACCAAAAUGGCCCGGCCAGAGGGCUCGUCAGUGCAUGACGGUGUGCCCGUGCCUUUCCAGCUGCCCCCUGGCGUCUCCAACGAGGCCCAGUUUGUGUUCACCAUUCAGAGUAUUGUCAUGGCCCAGAAGCUCAAAGGCACACUGUCCUUCAUCGCCAAGGAUGAUGAAGGAGCCACCCACGAGAAGUUGGACUUCCGGCUGCACUUUAGCUGUAGCUCCUAUCUGAUCACCACACCCUGCUACAGUGAUGCCUUCGCCAAGUUGCUGGAAUCAGGAGACCUGAGCAUGAACUCUAUCAAAGUCGAUGGCAUUAGUAUGUCUUUCCAGAACCUUCUAGCAAAGAUCUGUUUCUACCACCAUUUUUCCGUUGUGGAGCGAGUAGACUCCUGUGCCUCCAUGUACAGCCGCUCCAUCCAGGGCCACCAUGUCUGCCUGCUGGUGAAGAAGGGUGAGAGCUCUGUGUCCGUGGACGGGAAGUGCAGUGAUGCCACACUGCUCAGCAGCCUGCUGGAGGAAAUGAAGACCACGCUGGCCCAGUGCUGAAUGGUGGAGCCCCGCACGCCCAACAGACCACAGUGUGAUGGGUCUUGCCCCUCCUUUGUGCACUGUCCCCACACCCAGCAUUAAUUUAAUGCCACCGGCCUCCACUGUGUGACCCUGAGGUCCUAAUGUUGCAUCAAUUUAUUUUAUUAUCCUUUUUUUAUUCCAACCUACACUCCUUUGGCAAGGAAGGCCACCCCAACCCUAGCCAGCAAGGGGCUCUCAGUUCCGCUCCCCAUUCCUGACGGUGGCUGUGGGGACUCCAGGCUUGUGGGCUUCCAGACUUAGAGCAAACAGUGAGGCUGUCAUGACCUCGCUCUUCUGUCCCCAUGCUGCCUCUGGAGGAGCCCUUCCAACUGCUGCUGUUCCCAAAUGGCCCAGUUGGUGGCGCCUGUGGAGAAGUGACUAGGCGAGCUGUUCUGCUUCUCCCCAGAGCCUGCGUGGCCAGAUACGGACAAAGUGGGUGGCCUGCAGCUCAGCUGCUGACAGCAGGGGUGGCCCUUUGGUUUCUUCUGUUCAACAGAGUUCUGGUCUGUCCUGGGGGUCAGUGGAGAAGGGCAACCGAUGCCCCUCAGUUUGUCCCUACACAUCAUGGGUGUGUCCCUGCACUUGCCUAGCUGUGGAGGGGUGCAUCCUGGGAGUGCUCGUGCUCCCCCAGACGUUUCUAGGCAGAGUCAAAGGACCCCAACCUGGAGACUCCCUACAGCUGGUUAGCUGGGCACAAGCUGAGCCUUCCUCAGAGGUGACAGUGUCUACAGACAUUCUGGCUGUUCCUUCGAGGAUGACUGUCACUUUAGCAUGUAGUACUCUGUGACCGACCCCACAUGACCCUCCAGCUCUAUGAUGUUCCAUGAUUGAUUUGCUGUCGACAUUCCCAUGUGAAGAGAGAUAUAUCACGCUGCUGACGAUCGGUGUCACAAUGACCCAAUAAAGAGUCUCAAAACA